UCAAUAUAUCCGUGUCCAAGUUAUUUCAAAUAUCAUACAAAUUGUGUUUUGCAGCCAUUAUAGCGAAAUUUACUGCAAAGUUUUCUUUUUGCAACGUAAAAAAUAACACAAAAUAUACUAAGUUCAGCUUAGUAUAGUUUGAAUGUUAAGAAGUUAUUUAACUGCCAACAAGGGGCAGACAACUUUAGCCUACACGUAUUCCCAUGACGCAGAGCUGUUCACCGUACAAUUGAGGUUCCUGAAGAUGUCUUGUAUGAAGAGUUACCGUAAUGCUGAUCCUUUGGUGCAAUAUUGUGUAAAUCAUUCAUUGAGAUUAACCGACGUGCAAAAACGACUGAAUGAUGUAACUCUACAGCACCGCAGAUCCUCGAUGUUGGGGGCUCCUGAAGUUCUGCAGCUCAAUGCCAACAUAAUGCAGGCUAUCGGGGCAAAGAAAGUACUAGACAUUGGGGUGUUCACAGGCGCCAGUUCACUCUCUGCUGCUCUGGCACUGCCUCCUGAUGGGAAGGUUCACGCCCUGGACAUAAGUGAAGAGUUUACCAACAUAGGCAAACCGUUCUGGGAGGAAGCUGGAGUUAUCAACAAGAUAAGUCUGCACAUCGCUCCAGCUGCUGAGACUCUCCAGAAGUUCAUUGACGCAGGAGAAGCAGGCACCUUCGAUUAUGCUUUCAUUGACGCCGACAAGGAGAGUUAUGAUCGAUACUAUGAACUUUGCCUCAUUCUCUUGCGCUCGGGUGGAGUCAUCGCCUUCGACAACACACUCUGGGAUGGAACUGUGAUCGACCCCAAUGAUCAAACCCCUGACACGCUGGCUAUAAGGAAAAUUAACGAAAAACUGAAAGAUGAUCAGAGAAUUAACAUCUCAUUCCUGAAGAUUGGUGAUGGUUUGUCUCUUUGUUUUAAAAAAUAAAUUGUAUUUUUCACCAGAUAGACACACGUCUGGUGUGUUGUUUCAGGAGAAUGCUGAUGCGUUGACAAUGAUUAGACAAUUUGACCACCAAGACUUCAUAAAAAAGACAGUCAAUAAUG
Messenger RNA from Penaeus chinensis, 1029 nucleotides. Its product is annotated as probable caffeoyl-CoA O-methyltransferase 2. The record is from RefSeq and is a predicted model, not a curated record. Bases 143 to 910 code for a protein of 255 amino acids. The transcript is spliced from 5 exons. Gene Ontology annotation, molecular function: S-adenosylmethionine-dependent methyltransferase activity; O-methyltransferase activity. Lineage: Eukaryota; Metazoa; Arthropoda; Malacostraca; Decapoda; Penaeidae.